AUGUGGUGCAUCAUAGCCAGUCACUGUCUGAAACCCAACUUCAACCAUGGCGGGCCUGGGAGAGGUGUGCUCCCACGUAACAGCUUUGCUGUACGCAAUACAGACUCUGCUGUCAAACAUCUGGGAGACAAAAGCUGCACUGAUGGGCCCAGACAGUGGGGACUUCCUCCUUUGAAAGCAGGCAAGGCUUUGUACGAAGAAGGGUCAGGAAUUGAUUUCUCAAAUCCUGCCAAAAAGCGUUGUGGUGUAAACAACCAAAGCCAUUCAGGUUGUCCUUCUGGGAAAAAAGUGGGUGUGUCUGCAGCAGCUAUAGAACAAUUCUACAAGGCUCUGGAUAAUGCAACUCCAAACCCUUCUGAGAAGAGUGGUAUACUACGCAUAUUGCCGCACUACUGUAAACAGUUUCAACCAAAGGUGGUGUCUCUGGGUCUACCACAUCCCCUGACCGAGUUAUACAGUGCUCAGAACCGGAAGCUGUCUGCCUCGGACCUUGAGAAGAAAUGUGAUGCAGUAUUUAAUGAUAUGGAAGUCACACCAGAGCAGGCAGUAAGAGUUGAGGAAGAGACACGACAACAGGGAAAGUCAAGGCUAUGGUUUGACAUGAGGGCUGGUAGGGUGACGGCAUCUAGGUUCAAGUCAGCUGCAAGGACAGACCCUACAAAUCCUUCAAAAUCCCUAAUUAGGCAGAUCUGUUACCCUGACCUAUGCAGAUUUUCUACAGUUGCAACCAGGCAUGUGUGACAUAAUGACACAAACAAAGAUGUGCUUUGAACUUAUGUUUCAACAAUGGAAAUGUAUACAUGUUGUGUUCUAAUGUAGAGGGCCCCAGCUUUCU
Pimephales promelas (fathead minnow) is the source of this 835-nucleotide messenger RNA. The record is from RefSeq and is a predicted model, not a curated record. NCBI's taxonomy places the organism in Eukaryota, Metazoa, Chordata, Actinopteri, Cypriniformes, Leuciscidae.